This is a messenger RNA of Nicotiana attenuata, 657 nucleotides long. Its product is annotated as dehydration-responsive element-binding protein 1B-like. Gene Ontology annotation, molecular function: DNA-binding transcription factor activity; DNA binding. Gene Ontology annotation, biological process: regulation of DNA-templated transcription. The record is from RefSeq and is a predicted model, not a curated record. Lineage: Eukaryota; Viridiplantae; Streptophyta; Magnoliopsida; Solanales; Solanaceae. The transcript has a single exon. Bases 1 to 657 code for a protein of 218 amino acids.
AUGGAUAUCUUUCGAAGCUAUUACUCGGACUCACUUACUGAAUCUUCAUCACUUGCCGAGAACAGCAGCUCCCCAUGUAAUAGAGCUAUUCUUUCUGAUGAGGAAGUUUUGUUAGCUUCGAAUAACCCCAAGAAGCGAGCAGGGAGAAAGAAGUUUCAAGAAACUCGACACCCAGUAUACAGGGGAGUGAGGAAGAGGAAUUCAGACAAAUGGGUUUCUGAAGUCAGAGAACCAAAUAAGAAAUCAAGAAUAUGGCUUGGAACUUACCCCACUGCAGAAAUGGCGGCUAGAGCUCAUGACGUGGCGGCUAUUGCAUUAAGGGGUCGUUCUGCUUGCUUGAACUUCGCAGACUCUGUUUCGAAGUUGCCUAUCCCAGCUUCUACCGACGCUAAGGAUAUUCAGAGAGCGGCGGCGGAGGCAGCCGAGGCUUUCCGACCAUCUGAGUCAGAAGCAGUUUCAGGAGAAUCAUGUGGUGGCACUACUCAUGAAACGCCAGAAAGUAAUAAGUUAUUUAUGGAUGAGGAAGCUCUGUUUUGCAUGCCGGGAUUGCUAGCGAGUAUGGCGGAAGGACUAAUGCUGCCUCCACCUCACUACAUAGAAGUUGGAGAUUAUGUGGAAGCCGCUGCUGACAUGCAUCUAUGGAGCUAUACUAUUUAA